GAUGGUGUGCUAGACAUAUAGAAGCUAACUGGAGUAAGAACUGGAGGGGUGUACUAAUGAAAAAAUUAAUGUGGUGGUGUGCUUGGAGCACUUAUGGAGAAGAGUUCAAUGACCAAUUGACAAUUUUAGGGACUGUUUCUGAAAUGGCUACCAAAGAACUAAUAGGCUACCCACCCCAAAAAUGGUGUAGAGCUUAUUUUGACACCAAAUGCAAGAAUCAAAUGGUUGACAACAACUUUACAGAAUCAUUCAAUAAAUGGAUUUUAGAGGCAAGACACAAACCAAUUAUCAAGAUGUUGGAAGAGAUAAGAGUCAAGGUAAUGAAAUUACUGAAAGAUCGUGAGGAGGAAUGUAGGAAUUGGAGAGAUGAAAUCAGUCCAUAUGCCAAGGAUUUGCUGACUGAUUACAGAGAAAUAGCACAAGGGUGUGAAAUUCAUUUUAAUGGAGACUUUGGAUAUGAAGUGCAUGAAGGUGAAGACAAGCAUACCGUCAAUCUUCAAUUAAAGAGGUGCACAUGCAGGGUAUGGGAUUUGACAGGAAUACCAUGUUCCCAUUCCAUCAAAGCUCUGAUUUACCAGAAAAAAAAUCCGAUGAGCGAGGUGCAUUGGUGGUAUUCAAAGGAAGCUUACAUGUUAGUUUAUAUGCAUAAACUACAACCAGUUAGAGGUGAAAAAUUCUGGAAAGUGAAACCAGAACAUGCAAUGGAACCACCAGAAAUACAUAAAAUGGUUGGUAGACCAAAGUUGAAAAGAAAGAGAGAGAAGGACGAGGCAAGGAAGAGAGAGGGGGCUUGGUCAUCUUCAAGAAAAGGACUUUUAAUGACAUGUGGAUAUUGUUGUAACAGAGGUCACAACAUCAGAACUUGUCCUUUGGUGAACGAGAAGAUAAAGAAUAUGGGUGAAGGAUCUUCCCAUAAAGUGCAAGAUGUGACCUUAACAACAGUACACGAAAGUCAAACUUCUGAACAAGAACAACAAUUUGCUCAACAUUCAACCAUUGGUGAUGAUGAAUGGGAAGGUGAAGAGGAAGAUGAAGAUGAAGACGGCCAACCAAUUUUGAGGCCGAAGGUGGUAUCUGAAGAAAGGACUAGGCUUCAACAAAAAAAAUUACAACGAAGACCAACUGGUACUAGAAAAAUUAGCUUCAAGGGAGAUGAAUUUGGUGUCGUGGAGCCUACCAAUCUGCCUUAUUCACCAAAGAAAGUUACCUGGAAAGGCAAGGCAGCAAUGACCUCAAACCAGUUGGUUGCAAGAAGAAAGGAAAAAAAAAGUUAG
Solanum tuberosum (potato) is the source of this 1274-nucleotide messenger RNA. RefSeq lists its product as uncharacterized. Gene Ontology annotation, molecular function: zinc ion binding. NCBI's taxonomy places the organism in Eukaryota, Viridiplantae, Streptophyta, Magnoliopsida, Solanales, Solanaceae. The transcript is spliced from 3 exons. The coding region runs from base 57 to 1274 and encodes 405 amino acids. The record is from RefSeq and is a predicted model, not a curated record.